Molecule: messenger RNA, 3201 nt
Organism: Aureobasidium vineae
Lineage: Eukaryota; Fungi; Ascomycota; Dothideomycetes; Dothideales; Saccotheciaceae
Source: the annotation of a GenBank genome assembly
AUGAACAGCAGUGCGGCUCUUCUGAUCGCAAGCGCGCUGCCGGAUCUGAAGCCGCAAGAGCUGCCUGUCAUCACUCGCGUCCUUGACUUUCUCGGCAUCCGCAUCGCAAACUCGAACUCGCCGACAGCGAAGACGACCCUGUUCAUAGCGACCGAUGAUGCGAGAAACGAUACACAGACCGAAGUAGGGAAUGGCAAUUGGACGGCAGGAGCGACAGGGGAAGAAGCGACCGGCGUCGAAUUCGACUUGGAUUCGCGGCGGUGGAAGCUGGACCAUGGACACAGCAAGAGCAAGGACCAUAAUGCGACAGACUGGACUGCGCAGAUACCGGACAGCGAGCACAACCGCUUCCUGAUCAACACACGCUGGGACAAGACAGCCCUUGGUCCGAUAAAGUCAUGGCCCUUGGUACUGCAGCUCAUGGUACUCAAGAUGCUCGGCGAUCCUCGGCCUGCAAAUCUAUACUGGGGCCAGGAUCGCAUCGCUAUCUAUAAUGAGUCGUUUUCCAUAAUGGCCCAUAGUCGCCAUCCUGCCAUGAUGGGCUCUACUGCAGAGGAAGCCAUGCCCGCUACCUGGCCCUUUCUCAAACUCAUGAUGCAGCAAGUUCAAGACACAAAGAUAGCUUUCCACGCCCCCGAGUUCGAGAUGGAGGUACACAAGGAGAGCGGUUUCCUCGAAGAAGCUUGGUACGAUGGCGUCUUCUCGCCCAUCGUCAACAGUGACGGCAGCUUCCAAGGCCUGUACAACUCUGGCUAUGAGAUUACGACCGCCGUUCUCAUGACACGUUACUCUCGAUUGAUCCAUCAAAUCGCCGCCGUACCCGACUUUCGCCAGACAAAUGCUUGGAUCCACAUCAUUGAGAGCUGUCGAUCCUUUGAAAGGGAUGUUCCUAUGCUUCUUGUUUAUUCGGCUGAUGUCUCGCCAACACAACGAUCUGAUCAUUGCACUCUGCAACUGAAGGGUUCACUAGGCAUCAAUCACGAGCAUGAGCAAACACUGCGCACUCUCAGUCUGGACGAUUCGACUCAUCCUCUUACACCUGCUUUCCGGUCCAGCAAAGCACUUGGUCAUCCCAUCGUCCUCGAUACAUGUAGCCAAUCCUUGAGGCAAUUUCGGCAAGAUGUGGAAUGGCGAGGCUGGCAAGAACCAUCGUCACUCGUCAUUGUCAUGCCUAUACUUAUCAGUGGUCUUAUUUCUGGCUUCAUGGUCAUGGGUCUAAAUCCCCGGAGACCUUACGAUGAUGAUCUGAAACAACUGGUCAACGACAUCUGGCGAACAGCAACUUCCGUAGUCUCCUCAAGCGUCAAUUUCGAGCAAGCACAAGAGCGAGAAAGGGUUUUGACCAGAAAGUUGACCCAGCGCGAACGGUUUAUCCGCAAGGUUGCGGAGAUAACCAACGUCGGCAUCUAUUCUUGGUCAUCUGCUGGAAUUCUUACUUAUGCCAAUCCAAAGUAUCACGAUAUUGUUGACGACACCCCCGAAACCGGAUGUAGUCAAGCCGCCGGUUUCGUUGCCUUUGUUUUGGAAGAGGACCAAGAANAAAUCACAAACGCCAUCGAGGAAUGCAAAUCUCGGCGUACCAACAUCAGCAUCAGCGUUCGUUUGAAACGCAAAUGGACGCCGCCAGGCUCCUCCACAGAACAACACUAUUGGGUGCUGAACUCUAUCGUUCCGGAUGUUGAGGAUGACAAGAUACAAGGUGUUAUCGGAUCGUUGGCUGAUAUCAGGCACACGAUGUGGGCUUUGCAGCUACAANAAGACUCGACCGAAGCGGCUCUCGAAUCGAAGAAACACCUUGAACGAUUUAUAGUAAGUCAAAAGACAUUAGUGACUAGUAAAAAGACUGACAGUUCUGCAGNNGACAUGACAUCCCAUGAAAUGCGAAAUCCUCUAGGUGCAACAAUGCAGUGUGCUGACGACAUUCUUCGAUUGAUUGAGGAAGAUAUAACUUUGCGUGAGAUCGAGGGCUCCCGCGAACUCUUCGACGCGGUACGGGAGAAUGCAAAGACCAUCGCAUUCUGCAGUGCUCACCAAAAGACCAUUGCGGAUGAUAUUCUCGUGGUAUCAAAGCUAAGCUCAUCGCUUUUGUCACUUUCUUCCGCAGUGUGCCAACCUGAAUUGGUGGCAAGGCAGGUUGUCCGCAUGUUCCAAGCCGAAGCCGCGAACGCCGACAUCAACCUUGAUCUCGAGGUCCACCAAUCUUACGCGAUCAGCUGGGCUUUGUGCGACGCUUCGAGGAUUCGACAGAUAUUGAUCAAUCUGGUCAGUAAUGCAAUGAAAUUCACAAAGGGCAGGAGCAAACGACAAAUAAAAGUCAUCAUCGGGUCCAGCGACGUCACGCCUCCGAGUUACAUGUCUCAGCUACAAUGGCAUCCAAAGGAGUCGCCGGCUCCUGUAUUGAGCGACGCUAGCAACAGUUUCUUGACUUUCCAGGUGCGAGAUACUGGCAAGGGACUCACUCCAGAGGAGAUGUCGAGGCUUUUUAAUAGGUUUAGUCAAGCAAGUGCAACAACUAGUGCUACGUACGGCGGCUCAGGAUUAGGGCUGUACAUUUCGAUGCAAUUAGCAGAACUCCAAGGUGGUCGCAUCGGUCUGUCGAGCGAACCAGAUGUUGGAAGUAUGCAAACGCCUGAUCCAUGCAUCAUUUCCCGUGCUGACUGUUCCUCAAAGGCAUCUNUCGGUUUCUACAUCAGCAUCCAGAAGACAUCAGCUACCGAAGAAGACGAACGAAACAUCAGAAGAAUCUCCGAGACUAUCGAGAAGCAGACACUGGACAAGCGUACUAGACCGCUUGACAUCUUGCUGGUAGAGGACAACAAGAUUAAUGCAAGAGUGUUGAGUAAACAACUUCGAGCGAAAGGACAUCAAGUGUUCAUCGCAAAUCACGGCGGCGAGGCGCUCGAAUAUCUCAAGACUACGAACUACUGGCGAGGUGGGGCCCGUCCUGGCAAGAAGUUGGAUGUCAUCCUGAUGGACUGGGAAAUGCCUGUUCUCAACGGCAUCGACUGCACUAAACAGAUACGACAAUUUGAAGUGCAGGGCUCAUUAACGGAACACCUGCCAAUCAUUGUCACGUCUGCAAAUGCGCGGCCUGAGCAGAUCGAAGUUGCCUGCUCGGCGGGAGCUGUAANNGACGGCUUUUUGCCAAAGCCUUUUACGGUGGUACAAGUCUUUGAGAAGAUACAGCAGAUGGAUUUGUAA